Molecule: messenger RNA, 1325 nt
Organism: Malania oleifera
Lineage: Eukaryota; Viridiplantae; Streptophyta; Magnoliopsida; Santalales; Ximeniaceae
Product: zinc finger CCCH domain-containing protein 14
Exons: 3
Coding region: 266-1150 (294 amino acids)
Molecular function (GO): mRNA binding; metal ion binding
Source: RefSeq, a predicted model, not a curated record
AAAUAUUCGCUAUUAAUAUCCCUUCCCUCGGCGCUUCUCCUUCUCUUUUUUUCGAAGCCUCGCUUCUUCUUCCCUGCCUCUCGCAAAACCCUACUAGGGUUAGGGUUUUAGCGUUUCAGCCUUUCCAGUCUCGUUCUUCGACUAGUGUUUUUCUCUUAUUCGUACUAGUCUAGGUUUCUUAUACUCAAUUUUUGCUUGUACUUUCAUCAGUAUUUGAUUUUAUUUUGCUCUUGGUACGUUCGGAUCUCGAUCUGUGUCUUCUUCGAUGGAUUCUCGCAAGAGAGGCAGGUCUGAAGCUGCUUUCAACGCUAAUGGCGGACUCAAGAAGUCCAAGCAAGAAUUGGAGGGUGUAGGAAGCAAAUCAAAGCCAUGCACCAAGUUCUUCAGCACUGCUGGCUGCCCAUUUGGUGAGGGUUGUCAUUUCCUGCACCAUGUGCCUGGGGGUUAUAAUGCGGUGGCCCAGAUGAUGAACUUGGGGCCAGCUACUCCUGCACCUCCUAGGAACAUGGUUCCUGUUGCACACAUGCCAAAUGGCUCUUCUGCUCCUUCAGCAAAAAGCCGAAUGUGCAACAAAUAUAACACAGCGGAAGGCUGCAAAUUUGGGGACAAAUGCCAUUUUGCUCAUGGCGAAUGGGAGCUUGGUAAGCCCAUUGCUCCAUCCCAUGAAGAUCCCCGUGCCAUGGGGCCUGUUCCUGGGCGUAUGCCAGCCCGAAUGGAGGCAACCCCACAAGGCCCUGCUGCUAGCUUUGGUGCAUCAGCUACUGCCAAAAUCAGUGUAGAUGCUUCCCUCGCCGGAGCAAUAAUUGGCAAGGGUGGGGUGAAUUCCAAACAAAUAUGUCGGCAAACAGGAGCUAAGCUUUCCAUUCGGGAGCAUGAAUCAGACUCUAAUCUGAGGAACAUUGAACUGGAGGGCACUUUUGAACAGAUCAAGCUGGCAAGUGCGAUGGUAAGAGAGCUUAUUGUAAAUGUUGGUUCAACGGGUGGCCCCCCAAAGUCCACCCCUGGGAUGCAAGGAUCCGGAGGAGGAGGGCUUCCAGCCAGCAACUAUAAGACGAAGAUGUGUGAUAAUUUCAACAAAGGGGCCUGCACCUUUGGUGAAAGGUGCCACUUUGCUCAUGGAGCCAGUGAGUUGCGCAAAACUGGAGUUUGAGGGUUUCUUUAUGCUACUUCUUUUCUCCUCUGGUAUGGGGGGAAGCUCUUUCCUUGGGUUUAUUGUCUUUGUUUGUCAUCUUUGUAGGAGCAAGAAGAUUAUGAUAUAUCAAAGAGGUGUUGGGCCUCGGAUUUUUUCCUGAUUAUAAUAGCCCUUUGGUAGUUGUCUUGAAAAA